Eleginops maclovinus (Patagonian blennie) is the source of this 739-nucleotide messenger RNA. It is a transcript of the gene fabp2, whose product is annotated as fatty acid binding protein 2, intestinal. Lineage: Eukaryota; Metazoa; Chordata; Actinopteri; Perciformes; Eleginopidae. Gene Ontology annotation, cellular component: cytosol; nucleus. Gene Ontology annotation, biological process: fatty acid transport. The record is from RefSeq and is a predicted model, not a curated record. Gene Ontology annotation, molecular function: long-chain fatty acid binding. Bases 147 to 545 code for a protein of 132 amino acids. The transcript is spliced from 4 exons.
CUUAAAGAAAAUUGAGCUUUAAACAGCCACAUCAGCAAUGAGAUUAGAUGAUGAGAUAAAGCGGGGAGCUCAGUUUAAAAGGAGUGGCAGACUUUGAGUAAGACAUUCCUUGCUGCAGAGUUCUCCAGCUCACCCUCAAAGCAACCAUGACUUUCAAUGGCAACUGGAAAAUUGAACGCAAUGACAACUAUGAGAAAUUCAUGGAAAAAAUGGGAAUUAACAUGGUGAAGAGGAAGCUGGCCGCUCAUGACAACCUCAAGAUAACCCUCGAACAGACUGGGGACAAUUUUCAUGUCAAGGAGAGCAGCGCCUUCCGCAACCUGGAAUUAGACUUCACCCUGGGUGUCACCUUUGAGUACAGCCUGGCAGAUGGAACAGAGCUAUCAGGUUCAUGGACCAUGGAGGGAGACAUGUUGAAGGGGGUCUUCCUCAGAAAGGACAACGGAAAGCAACUGACAACAACCAGAAUCGUCCAAGGAGAUGAACUCAUACAGAGCUACCACUACGAAGGCGUGGACGCAAAGAGGAUUUUCAAGAAGUGUUAGUUCUGAUCAACAAACCUUGAAAAUGAGAUGUUUGACAUCAGGAUUACAUACAGCACUGUGUUGAAUUAUUAUUUUCCUAUACCAACACAUCCUGUAAAACAUGCACUGCUUGUAAUACCCAGAAAGUUUAUGAAACAUAUUUAAAUGUCAUGUGAUUUUGAUACUUGCAGUAAUAAAGCACGACUGUAACUGCC